This is a messenger RNA of Protopolystoma xenopodis, 282 nucleotides long. The record is from the annotation of a GenBank genome assembly. NCBI's taxonomy places the organism in Eukaryota, Metazoa, Platyhelminthes, Monogenea, Polystomatidea, Polystomatidae.
AUGAUUACUGUCCCAUGUCAUGCACCUGUUCAGGCCGACUCUCCGUCUCGGCCUCCUGCACAACCCGCCCCUCGGUUUGCCUCCAACGAGAUGGGCUGGAAGUGGGCUGUGAUUGACAGUUGCCAGAGCAGUUCGACACUCGAAUCAAUCGGCCCAAUCGGGCCUGAAUGUGUGUCUUUCAUAACGAGCCCGACGAGUGGAAACACUUCCGCGAUUCCCGCUGAGGAUCAGUUCGAAUGGCCAACGGUGUCGGGGUGCCCGGAUGGGGCAGAGCGGUGGUGA